CUCAUUCAACAGCGUUAAGCCUCUUGCCGUCUGGGGAAUAUCCGUAGGAAAUGGAGGUCCAUUUUGACCGUUCUGUGAAAUCGCCUACCAAGUCGGCUCAUAGAAAUUCUUGCAAUGAAGAGGUAUUCGAGGGGUAUUCACGCAACCUGCCUGGUCUUCAUGAAUGGACCUCCUGGAGAACGAAGCUGAACAGUGUCAUGGUGGACCUUAUCGAAGAACGACAUCGAAUCUUCAGUUACCCGAAAUCGAAGAAGUACAUUCGAAAUCAUACACGAAUAUUACGAACACUGACCGAACCAAAUUUUGCCAUUGGUAGAGGUGUGUCCGAGUUUGCCUUGUCUCGGGCAGUUCAUGAUUACGUUCACGGGGAAGAUGGUUUUCAUCUGGAAGCCGAAUCUUUCUUAAGCUUCGGUAUCCCUCGUGUAAAACUCCGCUCAAACAUGUCGUACUCCGGAGACGCGGAUUCUGAUAUUCAACCAAGUCCGAACGUUAAUGGUGUUAAUGAUGUACCAACCUACCAAAAUGUAGACAGGUCUGAUCUACUGGAGGCUGAGAACAAUCCCAGCGUUAUCUAUUCUGAAAGCACUAAAAGGAGAAACAUCACUAAAACGACAGAACCAAGACCAUCAGAUUCUGGUAGUAAUCUUUCAUCCACAUCAACCACUGAGUUUAACACUACUGAAACUUUAUAACGUUUAAGGAUAUUGCAGGUCUAGGGCACAUAAACAGGAAGGUGAAGAUUUGAGAUCGGAAACGAUAUCAAUACUGGCGGGGCUUUCUUUUUUCUCAGAUUGCAUAUAUUUGGUGAUAUCAUAAUAUAUGAGAAAUGUAAUAGAACUUAUAUGAAUAUUACUUGAAACAAUGAAGUGACUUGAUUCAAAACAGUUUAGAACACUUCUGUUUGUGUUAAUGUAAUCAUUUCUUGACAACUAAACUUGCUGUAUAUACAUUUUUGAUAUCAAAUUGAUUUUCACAAUAAAAUCAUAUCAUUUC
This is a messenger RNA of Lottia gigantea (owl limpet), 993 nucleotides long. RefSeq lists its product as hypothetical. The transcript is spliced from 2 exons. The record is from RefSeq and is a predicted model, not a curated record. The coding region runs from base 51 to 692 and encodes 213 amino acids. NCBI's taxonomy places the organism in Eukaryota, Metazoa, Mollusca, Gastropoda, Lottiidae.